CUCUGCGCGGGGCUACGGCGCCAUCAUGCGGGAGAACGGCACGGCGACUGAGCCGGGGCUCAGAGCCCCGCCGGGUGCGCCAGCCCCGCGGCACUGCGACAUGGCGGCCGCCGCCCGACUCUUCGUCUGUUUGCUGGCGGCCCCGUGCGCGGGCUUCGCGCUCUCCUCCGUGGCGGCGGCGGUCCCCAGGCUCCGCACUCGCAGGACGGCGGGGCCCGGAGAUGGCAUGAAUGUCCUUUUUAUAGUUGUGGAUGACCUGCGUCCUGUUUUGGGUUGUUAUGGAGAUAACCUUGUGAAAUCUCCUAACAUUGAUCAACUUGCUUCUCAUAGUAUUGUCUUCAGCAAUGCAUAUGCACAGCAAGCUGUGUGUGCACCAAGUAGAGUGUCAUUCCUUACUGGACGCAGACCUGAUACUACCCGGCUGUAUGACUUCUACUCCUACUGGAGAGUGCAUUCAGGAAACUAUUCCACAAUGCCCCAGUAUUUCAAAGAGAAUGGCUACGUGACCAUGUCUGUGGGGAAAGUUUUUCAUCCUGGAGUUUCAUCCAAUUACAGCGAUGACUAUCCAUACAGCUGGUCCAUUCCACCCUUUCAUCCUUCUACUGAAAAAUAUGAAAAUGAUAAGACCUGCAGGGGAAAAGAUGGAAGACUUUAUGCUAACUUGGUGUGCCCAGUAGAUGUGACAGAAAUGCCUGGUGGUACUCUGCCUGAUAUUCAAACCACUGAAGAAGCCAUACGCUUACUGAACGUUAUGAAAACCAAGAAGCAAAAAUUCUUCCUGGCUGUUGGUUACCAUAAGCCACACAUCCCUUUGAGGUAUCCACAGGAAUUUCUGAAGUUGUACCCCCUGGAAAACAUCACAUUAGCCCCAGAUCCCUGGGUGCCUGAGAAACUACCUCCUGUGGCGUACAACCCCUGGAUGGAUAUCAGACAGAGGGAUGAUGUGAAAGCAUUAAAUGUUACUUUCCCUUAUGGGCCACUUCCAGAUGACUUCCAGAGGCUGAUUCGUCAGAGCUACUAUGCAGCAGUUUCUUACCUGGAUAUGCAGGUCGGCCUGCUCUUGAAUGCUUUAGAUGAUGUAGGACUCUCAAAUAGCACAAUAGUAGUUUUUACUGCUGAUCAUGGAUGGUCCCUAGGAGAGCAUGGUGAAUGGGCAAAAUACAGCAAUUUUGACGUUGCUACCCAAGUGCCGCUGAUGUUUUAUGUACCAGGAAUGACGACUUCCUCUGCUAGCCAAGGAGAGAGAGUCUUCCCCUACCUUGAUCCCUUUAGCAAUAUUUUAGGCUUGGUACCACAAGGACAAAGCAAAAAAAUGGUAGAGCUUGUCUCUCUCUUUUCAACGCUUGCUGAACUUGCUGGCCUGCAGGUUCCUCCUGCGUGCCCAAGGACUUCAUUUCAUGUUGCACUGUGCACUGAGGGGGCAAGCAUUGUCCGGUAUUUUAAGUCCUCUGAACAGAAGGUACAGAAGGAGGAGGAUGGUUGUAAUGACACUAACAGGUGUAACAGUGAAGAACCUGUUGCUUUCAGCCAGUAUCCCCGGCCUGCAGACACUCCACAGUGGGACUCUGACAAGCCGAAGCUAAAAGACAUCAGAAUCAUGGGCUAUUCCAUGCGUACAGUUGACUGCAGAUACACUGUAUGGGUUCGGUUUAAUCCUGAGAACUUUAGCGCUGACUUUGAGGAUGUCCAUGCAGGAGAGCUGUAUAUGAUGGAGACUGAUCCAAACCAGGAUAAUAACAUCUAUAACAAUACCUUGCAUGGUCAUCUUUUCAAAAAAAUUGUUGACUUCCUGAAGCAUUAGGCAUCAGGAACUUUGUGUGGAUCUCUUGCUUUUUUUGCUAUGACACCUUUCUGAUGUGCAGAAAGCACGUGGACUAAAUUAAAAUCCUGUUUGUAUAAAAACACCAGCUAAUGCUUUUCUCAUGUUACAACUCUUACUAGUCAGUGAAAUUAUUUCUGCAGUUGUGUUGUAUGCUUGUUUUAAAACACUUUUGAAAAGAUUACAUGCAGACCUGUACUGUGAAACAACUUUGUGAUCUUCAGUGUAGUAGUGACUGAAGAAACAUUCGUCACCUGUGCUGAAGCUGCUGUGGAAUGUGGAAAAAGAGGAACUUUUCUACUUGAAAGGCUAUGCAGAGAACGUGUCCUGGUAAACAGGUUCUAUUCACUUCACCCUGAGGCUUGGAGCCAGAGUUAUCAAGGGGACAUUUGGUAGCAGUGAGGAACUGAGGUGUCUGCUGUCAUCAGCCUGGAGUAGAACUGACUAGAACUUCAAGGGAAAUCUUAUGUGUUUCAUUCAAAAAUGUUAAACUUUUAUUUUGAGAGGAAUUACUGGGAGAUUACUCCUCCUUAACCUAUGGGAGGGGGCCUGAAUUUUCAUAACAUAUGUGAAUGAUUUCAUUACUUAAAUGCUGAAGAAGACUGAGGGGUUAAUGUAACACCACAGUACUCUCCUGUAGUUUUUAGUGAGGAUCUGUCCAAUGAGGUCCCACAGGUGAGAGCAGAUAGAAACCUUUAGCUGUUGUAGCUUGCUGGCAUCUAUUUGUAGAACUGCUUGGCACACCUGUGAGUUGUCAUGUCCUAUCACUUCUUAUCUGCAGUGAUAGAUACUUGGAUAUUUGUUUUCUAAAAUGCGAAGUGGGGUUUGGCAGUUUAUUUAGAAUCAUAGAACCAGGUUGGAAAGACCUUAAAGAUCAUUGAGUCCAAUC
Messenger RNA from Phasianus colchicus (ring-necked pheasant), 2708 nucleotides. RefSeq names its product iduronate 2-sulfatase (gene IDS). Gene Ontology annotation, cellular component: cytoplasm. Lineage: Eukaryota; Metazoa; Chordata; Aves; Galliformes; Phasianidae. The record is from RefSeq and is a predicted model, not a curated record. Gene Ontology annotation, molecular function: iduronate-2-sulfatase activity.